Molecule: messenger RNA, 2067 nt
Organism: Colletotrichum orchidophilum
Lineage: Eukaryota; Fungi; Ascomycota; Sordariomycetes; Glomerellales; Glomerellaceae
Product: Sir2 family protein
Exons: 1
Coding region: 1-2067 (688 amino acids)
Biological process (GO): regulation of DNA repair; pericentric heterochromatin formation; negative regulation of transcription by RNA polymerase II
Cellular component (GO): mating-type region heterochromatin
Molecular function (GO): NAD+ binding; histone deacetylase activity, NAD-dependent
Source: RefSeq, a predicted model, not a curated record
AUGGACGCAACACCUUCCUCCUCAAGUAUGGCCGUCGACGCGCAUCACCAGCCCUCAUCUCCCUCGGAUUCGCCUCUUUCUUCACCUCUGUCGGUGCUGUCAAAAUCACCCUCAAUACCCUCAUCGCCAGAAGUCGCUCUCGACGCGUCCAAACGAUACCCGUCACCCACCUCCUCAAUGCCCUCAGGCGCUCAAUCACCAAUCAAGCUCGAGGCGACUGACGACUGUGUGCCCGUGAUCAAGCUCGACGACGCUGCCGACUCCAUCAAUGUCAAUGCCAGCGAAGCCACUGAUGGUCAGCCUGCCCGAAAGCGGCGUAAAGUCACGCCUCCCAAAGAGCGCACCACAGAGUACCUGAACCUGGGCGAAUGUAAAGAAGACGAUGGAAAUUUGGCGCGUUUAGUUUCCGCGCUCAAGAAGCGCAAGAAGAUUGUCGUCAUUGCAGGCGCUGGAAUAUCAGUUUCGGCCGGCAUCCCCGAUUUUCGAUCCAAGACUGGACUCUUUGCGACACUACCGAAUGAGCACAAGGUCAAGGGCUCAGGCAAGCACCUUUUCGACGCCUCGGUCUACAAACAUGACUCCUCUACCGAAAAAUUCCACAAAAUGAUUUGCGACCUGGCUACAAUGGUCAAGGCCGCCAAGCCCACGCCCUUCCACCACCUGCUGGCGUCGCUGGCCGCUGAAAACCGCCUCCUUCGUCUUUAUAGCCAGAACGUUGACUGUAUCGAGACAAACAUGGAACCCUUGAAGACGAACGUGCCGCUCAACGUCAAGGGUCCUUGGCCCAAAACUAUCCAGCUGCACGGAAGCGUCGACCAUAUGGUCUGCUCAAAGUGCACCGACAUUCAGCCGCUGAAAACAGAGCUUUUCGUGGGCCACGAGGCUCCACUGUGUGAAGAGUGCAAGACUAUCGACCAACUCCGCACGCAGUUUGAGCAGAGACGAAGUCACGGUAUUGGCCGCCUACGUCCCAGGAUGGUGCUUUACAACGAAUUCAACCCGGACGAAGAAGCAAUUGGUAAAGUGUCGAGUGUUGACUUGAAGUCGCGUCCUGACGCGGUCAUUGUUGUUGGCACCAGCCUCAAAAUUCCUGGCGUGCGGAGGCUCGUGAAGGAGCUGUGUCAAGUCACGCGCAGUCGCAGAGAUGGCUUCACUGCAUGGAUUAACACGGAUUCGGAGCCACAACACAACGAUUUUAAAGACUGUUGGGACCUUGUAGUUCGUGGCAAGUGCGAUGACGUGGCUCACUGGGCUGCUUUGCCCCGUUUCGACGUGCCUCAAGGCGACCAGUCGGCCUAUCUCAGCGAGGGAGAGGAGCGGAGGCGCCAGGACAGACUAAGCAGGGACAAUCUCGAGGUGCAGCUCAUUUCGCCUACGCCUACGCCUGAUUCACCGUCCAAGUCUAUGCCAAGCACUACGUCGGAUUCAAGGAAGCGCAAGCUCAUCGACCCGGUCCAGAGCAUCCCGACACCCACCGCCAGCCCGAAGAUCAAGGCUGCCGAGGCUGCGAAGAAGGGUCUCAAGGCGAAGCAGAGCAAGCUUUCCUUUGGUGGCCAGCAGGCUGCUGCUCCAGGGAGCGACGCGGCAUUCAAGAAAGUCAAGAAGGCGCCUGCAAAGAAGCCCCGUAAAUCCAACAAGAAAGCCACGAACCCCCCCAAGAACAGCGUCACACAGACUUUCAAGACGCAGAAGAACCGCGAACUUGCCGAUAUGCCACAAGAAACCUUGGCUGGCAAAUUGGACAGCCAGCACUACCUAAAAUAUGUUGAAGACAAGCUUCAAUCCCAGCUUCCACCCUUGCGACCGGCUCAGAAGCCUAUACAAAGUUUUAUAUACAAGCGUGCGGAGAACAACGAUGACGAGGGACAAAAGGAAGAGAGUCCAUCGUCCACACGACCUUUUGAGAAGAUGUCGAGGCCGUCACUUUUGAAACGGCCAAAGUCGUCACCUAGUUCUGGAGACAGCAACGAUGUACGCCCAAUGACGCCUGUGCAUAUCCGACGCAAGUCGGCCGACACGAUAUCCCCCGAGUCGAUUCCCCGAGGCAUGGAAGCCUUGAUGGACUGA